AAGUGCGAUUAGUGCGGCGGUGAUGACGCAGUGCUCAUUGAGGAGUGCUUCACGCGCCUCGGCAGUGGCUCGAUCGGUUGUGCUCGAGUGAAAAUGGCUUCGUCCUUUUGGAAAGGUGUUGUCGGUGUAGGCCUUUUCGCCUUGGCACACGCAGCUUUUUCAGCGGCACAGCACCGAUCCUACAUGCGACUGACAGAAAAAGAGAACGAAACAUUACCUAUAGAUAUAGUGUUACAGACUUUGUUAUCAUUUGUGAUCACGUGUUAUGGCAUAGUACACAUCUCAGGCGAGUUCAAAGACAUGGAUGCUUCUUCAGAGCUCAAAAACAAGACAUUUGACACAUUGAGAAAUCACCCGUCGUUCUACCUGUUCAAUCACCGAGGCAGAGUACUUUUCCGCGCUCCAGAGCAGGAGCCCUCCACUCCAAGCCCCCAGGCCUUGCCCUCCAAUCCCCUGCGGUUACGCAAGCUGGAAAAUUUUCAUUGAGACUGGCCUUCUGAGGGCUGCCUUGCCCGGUUUCAUUGUGUUUUUCUUUCUUAAAUUUAUUUGUUAGCUCCUCGGUUGGCAGGGAAAAUAAGCAUAUUUUCCUGUCUUUAUGUAUAUGUGAAUAUGCUGUACAAACACGCAUCUCUUGUGGUUUCUAUUUUGUCAAUGGACUGUGCCAACUCCUUUUCCAGCUGAUAUGUUUGUAAAUACUUGUUAUUGCUUGGGAGUCUUAAGUCUGUAGGUUACGGCUGUAGCUCUGCGCACAGGGCACGAAUCCUACCGUGUACAGUGAUGGUUUGCCAUGUUUUUUGGCUAAGCUGACCCCAACUGCAACAGGUUCUUCCCUGUACCCUUCUGAAUUGAGGUCAAUAUUGUGGACCAUAAAUUGUAUUUGUGUUCAGAAGCAGUAGCUCUGAUUUGAGCUUAUUCAAAUAAUACUGAAAAAUGAUUAAAACUAUUAAAACAUGUCAGAGCAGGGCCACAAUAGAUCAUGUAGUAUAAUAGCGAUUCUAACAAUACUGUGAACUCUCAGUGGGAAUGAAUGGUAAAUUUUUUUUCGAGGAGGGUGGGGGGUGGGGGGAGGGCAAUGUUUUCUGAUUUAUUUCAUGUUGAGACACAACUCCUUAUUUUUACCUUAAUAAAUUCUAAAAUUUUAUUGACCAAUUUGUUACUUGGAUUAAAACCACUUAUUUUUGCCCCUUCAUUUUAUAAGUCUUGUUUAUCCUGAAUGUGUAUGAACUAAAAGAGAUAUAAUAAGAUUAAGCAUGUUCGUUUUAGACCAUAGCUAUUUUUAUGCAAUGUCAAGACCUGCUAACUGGCCAAAAAGAUUUCAUGUCAUGCUAUAAUGAAUUUUAUGCUUGGAUCUGGCGUAUUCAAGGACAUAUAUGGGUGUGGUAAAUAAUCAACCUUGGUUACUCAUUGUUUUCCAUGCAAGUAAAGAAUGGGCAGUUGAAAUGG
This is a messenger RNA of Megalobrama amblycephala (Wuchang bream), 1443 nucleotides long. It is a transcript of the gene mmgt1, whose product is annotated as membrane magnesium transporter 1. Gene Ontology annotation, cellular component: EMC complex; early endosome; plasma membrane. Bases 94 to 486 code for a protein of 130 amino acids. Lineage: Eukaryota; Metazoa; Chordata; Actinopteri; Cypriniformes; Xenocyprididae. The record is from RefSeq and is a predicted model, not a curated record. The transcript is spliced from 4 exons.